AAAAUGGAAGCAGCCAUGGAGAGCGCUGGUCUCCGCAGUCUCUGCGAGAGAGAGAUCGAGAGGAAAGAAGAAGAAGAAGAGGCAUUGCGGGCACUUACUGGAGAAAUGUUGCUGAUGACGAAGGCGAAGCAGCAGCCGUUGGUCAGCUCCCUCCGGGGAGCAGCUCGCCAAGUUUGGACUCUAAAGCACGUGGGGCGACUCGUCCGCGCGGCCUCCAAGGCCAAGUCCUUCAUCGAGCACCUCCUCCUGGUUAGCCACCUGCGGAAGAAGAGGCGGCGACAGCAGCAGGAGGCGGAGGCGUUGGCGCGGAUGGCUCUCUACUCACGCGCCUACUGGCCCUCCGCUCACGUGAUGCCCAUCACCGUCGUGGACGGAGGCUUCCAGAAGGCCGACGACGCUCUCUUCUACUACGACUCCAGCUGGAACUCCGUCUUCCCUCCGACCGACGACUUCGAAGCCGAGGAGGACGAGCCCGACGCUCCGGCCGCCGGGUGCAAAGCAGCGGCGGCAGGUAAGCCAGCAGCCGGAAACACGGAGGCAGUGGAAGAGAUCGACCGAAUGGCCGACGUGUUUAUCGCAAGCUUCCACGAGCGAUUCCGGCUCGAGAAGCAGGAGUCUUACAGGAGGUUUCAGGAGAUGCUCGCCAGGGGCGUCUAGGUAGAUAGUGUGAAUUUGCAAGGGUAUUUUUGUCUUAUUCUUCUUUUUCCUUCUUUUAAAUCUUUUUCUUCUUUUCCUGUUCCCUCCAUUUGCCAACAGGAAAAGCUGUUUCCUGCUGCACUUUUCUUUUUUCCUUUUUCUUUUUGUAAUCUGGUGGUCGGUUUUAGCCUCUGUUUGUUGAUAAAAUGACGGGGCGAUGCCCCUCUUCGUGUA
Molecule: messenger RNA, 870 nt
Organism: Nymphaea colorata (pocket water lily)
Lineage: Eukaryota; Viridiplantae; Streptophyta; Magnoliopsida; Nymphaeales; Nymphaeaceae
Exons: 1
Coding region: 4-657 (217 amino acids)
Source: RefSeq, a predicted model, not a curated record